CGCACCAGCGAAACUGGCCGUGCCAGUGGGCACAUGGCAUUUUCGAUCUCCCUCGGCGGCGCCAGUUGCAUUCGGAAUGGAUCAGUGGACGGGUGUGCACCGGGCGUUCGUCAUACGCGCCUACUACAAGAGCAACGACUCCAUCAGCACCGCCCAGCGACUCUUCAAGAAGCAGUUCAGCAUUUACCAAACGCCGCCGACGAAUGUCAUCAAGUCCUGGCUGAGGCACUUCGAGAGCACAGGGUCCUCGCAAGGAGGUUGUGGAGGAUAUGCACGAUCCUCGCUGCCUCAAAUCUUCUGCACCAUUUGCAAUCAAUGCCUGAGUAAUGAGAAGAACUUUAGCAGCUCCGUGAAGUGAAUAUGCACAUGGGGCAUAAGUUAAUCUGUUUAUCGUAUAUAAGUUAGUGUGUAUGGUUCGCAAAUAAAUUUCUUGGCUAAUUAACAAGCUUGCCAAAUCAACACA
Molecule: messenger RNA, 463 nt
Organism: Drosophila simulans
Lineage: Eukaryota; Metazoa; Arthropoda; Insecta; Diptera; Drosophilidae
Exons: 2
Coding region: 77-358 (93 amino acids)
Source: RefSeq, a predicted model, not a curated record